Photinus pyralis (common eastern firefly) is the source of this 1319-nucleotide messenger RNA. RefSeq names its product eye-specific diacylglycerol kinase-like. Lineage: Eukaryota; Metazoa; Arthropoda; Insecta; Coleoptera; Lampyridae. The transcript is spliced from 2 exons. The record is from RefSeq and is a predicted model, not a curated record. Bases 208 to 1206 code for a protein of 332 amino acids.
UGCAAAAUUUAUCGCUUAUUAACAAUAGUAAUGUUGGAACCGCGUGCUAGUUUGGAUUGUAUUGUGUCUGUGACCAAAUCGGACAGAUUGAACUGUUUAAUAUUAAAAUGCAGUGUAUGGAUGAAAUGGAGUGGUACGAAUAGUAUAACUGAAAGUUUACAGAAUGAGUGAGGAACGGGCAAGGGGCGGCCAGCGACCGCGCUAGACAUGCAGCGGUUGCGGACCACAUUCAAGCGGUCGCGCACACCAACUGGUAAUGAAAUGAAAACACAAAGUAGCCUUGAGGUACCAAAACAAAUUCGAUCAGCAUCCUUCGAUGAAAUUCAAGCCAAAAGGCUGCAAGAUGGAGGUCAAUCACCAGACCCAAAUUCUUUUUUACGCGUUCCAAUACAAUUCCCCGGAACACGUUCCAAGAGUGUUGACUCUGGAGGGAGCGAAGAAUCCGGAAAUUAUUUGGAGGUACCGCUACGCCGCUUUCAGCGGCGACGGUCGUCCAGUACUAGGGGUCCAAAUUGUGUCCAUUGUAUUUGUCUUGAGGAGUAUAAUAAACGAAAAUCAUUAGAAGAGCCAAUAGCAGACUCGUUAGACUAUCGUUCCUUCAGCAUAAGCGAUACAUCGUCGAGCGAACCAGAAGAAGAUCCCGUUUUGCCCGAAUGUUCCAUUACGGUUACACUAUCACCAAAUUUCCUUGCACCCCCCAUCCAAUCUCCUCCACCACUUCCAACAUCGCCGGUAAUAGAAUGCUUUCUUGCGGAAGACGAGCCCACGCCACCAACACCAGCGCGCAGAAAAUCAAUACAACGACAAGAGGCUUUCUUUGGAGAACCCACAGGAAACUCACUAGAAAACAUGUCCGAUGUUCCAUCGGAACCUAUUUCGGAUGGAACUUCCGAAGGCGCGCUAUCAGAAGGUGAUACCGCCACCAUUCCCGGUGUAGUAGUUCGUGAUAUUUACUUACAAGUACCUGAUUUGAAACGAGAUCGUGCCGCUUCAGUGGAUUCUUGUUUUUCGAAAGUAUCGCAAGGUAAAACGGAAGAAUUGCAACACUCGGGAGUUAGUUUAGAAGUUCCGGUUGGACCUAAUGUUGCGUUACGUUCGAGAUCGGUUGAUAUUGUGCUUCCUACGGACGAACAAGCUCGGUACAAGGCCUUGGCGAUGGCUGCACCGCCUAAUACUACUGUAGCCGAACCUAGAGGGUAUGUUUGAUGUCACGUUGUAGCAUGUUUAUCUGGCACCGGAUUACGUACCACAUGAAUGCUUUAUAUGUCGUACGCAUUUAUUCUACUAUUAUUUUACAACUGCAUGCAAUCGAGAGAAAA